Molecule: messenger RNA, 795 nt
Organism: Sitodiplosis mosellana (orange wheat blossom midge)
Lineage: Eukaryota; Metazoa; Arthropoda; Insecta; Diptera; Cecidomyiidae
Exons: 3
Coding region: 1-795 (264 amino acids)
Source: RefSeq, a predicted model, not a curated record
AUGAUGAUGAAGAUCCAAUUCAAAGUGAUUGUAUUUGUACCGUUGACACUGUUAGUGGCAGUUAAUGCUGGUCUUUUGUCAUACGGAGAAGCACCAUCUCAGGCUGUUCAUCCAGUACAACACGUAUCCAUCCAACAAUUACCUGUUCACCAUUUGCCCAUUCAGCAAUUGCCUCUCCAACAUAUCCCAGUUCAACACGCGGCAGUUCCAGUUCAGCAUUUUCCAAUCCAAGAACAUGUGCAUAUUCAAAACGUCCCGGUGCCAGCACCAACGAGUCAAAUUGUAUCUGUCCAGAAAACAAUUGUGAAGGAAAUUGAAGUUCCCUAUCCAGUGGACAAAUACGUCAAAGUCGAUCGUCACAUUUCAGUUCCCGUUGAUCGUUACAUUCGCGUUGACCGACCAUAUGAAGUGAUCAAAUACGUUCAAGAGCCAUACAUCGUGAGAGUUGAACGGCCAUAUCAUCUUCCGAUCGAAACAAAAGUAUCCGUACCGAAACCGAUUGUCGAAGUUGAACCAAUCCUUUCUGAGCCUCAACACAUUGUAAAAGAAGUUGAAUCAAAACCCGUUCAGCCACACAAUGAGUACCUUCCCCCACCACCAGCUGAACCUAAGAAUAAAUACUUACCUCCCAAGAAUGAGUACAUACCACCCGCUCAAGCUGCUCCACAGCCAGAAAAUCUUAAAUACUUACCGCCGAAACAAAAUCAACCAGAGACAAAAUCACAAUUUGUCCCACCACCACCCUUGCCACAGCCGCUCCCACGGCCCGAAUACCUUCCAGCCUCGAAAAAUUGA